This is a messenger RNA of Schistocerca nitens (vagrant locust), 2545 nucleotides long. RefSeq names its product acetylcholine receptor subunit alpha-like 1 (gene nAChRalpha1). The record is from RefSeq and is a predicted model, not a curated record. Gene Ontology annotation, molecular function: acetylcholine-gated monoatomic cation-selective channel activity; transmembrane signaling receptor activity. Gene Ontology annotation, biological process: regulation of membrane potential; nervous system process; chemical synaptic transmission. Gene Ontology annotation, cellular component: synapse; neuron projection; postsynaptic membrane. The transcript is spliced from 8 exons. Bases 78 to 1679 code for a protein of 533 amino acids. Lineage: Eukaryota; Metazoa; Arthropoda; Insecta; Orthoptera; Acrididae.
UGUACGACGACCUGCUGUCCAACUACAACCGCCUCAUCCGGCCCGUCGGCAACAACUCGGACCGCCUCACCGUCAAGAUGGGCCUCCGCCUCUCCCAGCUCAUCGACGUGAAUCUGAAGAAUCAGAUUAUGACGACGAACGUGUGGGUUGAACAGGAGUGGAACGACUACAAGCUCAAGUGGAACCCGGACGACUACGGCGGCGUGGACACCCUCCACGUUCCUUCGGAGCACAUCUGGCUGCCCGACAUCGUCCUCUACAACAACGCGGACGGCAACUACGAGGUGACCAUCAUGACGAAGGCGAUCCUGCACCACACGGGCAAGGUCGUCUGGAAGCCGCCCGCCAUCUACAAGUCCUUCUGCGAGAUCGACGUCGAGUACUUCCCGUUCGACGAGCAGACGUGCUUCAUGAAGUUCGGCUCGUGGACCUACGACGGGUACCUGGUGGACCUCCGGCACAUCGCGCAGUCGCCGGACUCUGACACCAUCGACGUGGGCAUCGACCUCCAGGACUAUUACCUGUCCGUCGAGUGGGACAUCAUGAGGGUUCCCGCGGUGCGCAACGAGAAGUUCUACAGCUGUUGCGAGGAACCCUACCCCGACAUCAUCUUCAACAUCACGCUGCGCCGCAAGACCCUUUUCUACACGGUCAACCUCAUCAUCCCCUGCGUCGGCAUCUCGUUCCUGUCCGUGCUCGUCUUCUACCUGCCUUCCGACUCGGGGGAGAAGGUGUCGCUGUGCAUCUCGAUCCUGCUGUCGCUGACCGUGUUCUUCCUGCUGCUGGCCGAGAUCAUCCCGCCCACGUCGCUGACGGUGCCGCUGCUGGGCAAGUACCUGCUCUUCACCAUGGUGCUCGUCACGCUGUCGGUCGUCGUCACCAUCGCCGUGCUCAACGUCAACUUCCGGUCGCCCGUCACGCACCGGAUGCGGCCCUGGGUGCACCGCCUCUUCAUCCAGAUGCUGCCCAAGGUGCUGCUGAUCGAGCGGCCGAAGAAGGACGACGCGGUGGACGAGGAGGACGAGGCGCCGGACGGCGUCCUGCUGGACACGCCGCCCGACGUCGACAAGUACCUGGGCUUCGCGGCGGCGGCCACGGGCGGCGGCGGCGGCAGCCUCAGCCUGGGCGGCAGCGUGGGCGGCAGCGUCAGCCUGGGCGGCGGCGGGGGCGGCGGCAAGCGCUUCUCGGCCGACUACGACCUGCCGCUGGCGCUGCCCGCCGCCGCCUUCGGCGACCAGGGCCUGCCCCCGCUGCCGCUGCCGCUGCACCCGGGCAUCCCGCUGCCCGCCGCCGACGACGACCUGUUCGGGGGCGCCGCCUCCUGUCCCGCCGCCGCUGCCGCCGCCGCCGCCGCCGCCGCGCUGCACCCGCACGACGUCAGCCCCUCCUUCGACAAGCCCACUCACGAGAUGGAGAAGACCAUCGAGGACGCGCGCUUCAUCGCCCAGCACGUCAAGAACAAGGACAAGUUCGAGAGCGUGGAGGAGGACUGGAAGUACGUGGCGAUGGUGCUGGACCGGCUGUUCCUGUGGAUCUUCACGAUCGCGUGCGUCAUGGGCACGGCGCUGAUCAUCCUGCAGGCGCCUUCGCUGUACGACACGACGCGGCCCAUCGACAUCAAGUACUCCAAGAUCGCCAAGAAGAAGUUCAUGAUGAUGAUGGGCCCCGAGGAGGGCUAGGACCGGCGCUUCACAUUGCACACCCCUGUCGGAAUGGGAAACUCUUCGUCGCUGCCCUCCCCCUUCGCCAAGUUGGCCUACGCUCUGUGGCUGCUCUCGUAAAGCCGAGACAGCGCGGUCAGCCGUUUACCGCGAGCUGUUGCCAACCUGUAGGAGACGCCGCGCGCCCAAGUCUCUGGUGAUGAUGCUCGGACCGCGGUGGUUCUCUUGACGACUGCCGGCGGAUCUGCUGGGCACACGUACUACAGUACGAGAAAAGAGACCACGAAUCUGUACGAGCACGACAGCGCGAGCUACAUUUGUUGGUCCCUCCCCGACGUACGUACAGGUCCAAAAAAGUUCGAUGCAUCAGGAAAAUCAGUACUUUUUAUGGAUAUGUAUUACUUAUGCAGAGAAAGGAGAAAAUACGUAGAGAACAUAGAGGUUCUAGCGAACUCAUGAGACGAAUUCUUCCCGCAACUGGACGCUACAAGUUUACCAUCUUCGCGACCUCCUUUUUUACGAGUCGUCAGUUGUCUGACUUGUUAGAUGCGUGAUGAAGACCGCCGCGUAUUUGAUCCGUGCCAGCCUCUUCAUCGUGGAGUAGCAUAUUCAUCCAAAGUCUUCAAAGUAUUCGUUGAAUAUGCUCCAAUCUCUGCCUUCCCAUAAAUUUUUCUCGUACCAUGGAAGCUAUCCCCUAACGUCUUUAUGCAUGUCCUGUAGUCCUCUCCCGUCUCGUGUCAGCGUUUUCCAUAUGUUUCUUUCUUUGCCGAUUCUGUGGACAGCGUCUUUAUUUCUUAACUCAUCAAUCCAAUUAAUUUUCAGCACCCUUCCAUAGCACCUCGUACACAGAAACUUCUUUCCUCAGAUUAAAACCGAUAUCUUAA